Messenger RNA from Cheilinus undulatus (humphead wrasse), 817 nucleotides. RefSeq names its product complement component 1, q subcomponent-like 4 (gene c1ql4a). NCBI's taxonomy places the organism in Eukaryota, Metazoa, Chordata, Actinopteri, Labriformes, Labridae. Bases 7 to 732 code for a protein of 241 amino acids. Gene Ontology annotation, molecular function: protein binding. The record is from RefSeq and is a predicted model, not a curated record. The transcript has 2 exons.
GUGGCCAUGGUUCUGGUACUGUUGGUGGCCAUUCCUCUGUUGGUCCAUACGACCAAAGGGAGGAGCACCGGGGACGGAGGGAGCCAUUAUGAAAUGCUUGGAAGCUGCAGGAUGGUAUGUGACCCUUAUGCCACGGGCCAGCCGGGCCAGGAGCUGACAGCUGUGUCCCCACCACCCCAGGAUUACUCUGGAAAGAAGAUCAAGUCUGGGCUUAGAGGGCCUCCAGGGGUCCCCGGCCCUCAAGGAGCACGAGGACCCCCUGGGGAGCCAGGUAAACCAGGGCCACAGGGGCCGCCAGGUCCUGGUCCUGGCGGCUACUCUCCCUCACUUUACACGCCUAAGAUCGCCUUUUAUGCAGGGCUACGCAAGCAGCACGAGGGCAGCGAGAUACUGAAAUUUGACGAUGUGGUGACCAAUGUGGGGAACUACUAUGAGCCCAGUACCGGCAAGUUCACCUGUCCUCUUCCUGGCAUCUAUUUCUUCACCUACCACGUUCUGAUGAGAGGGGGCGAUGGGACCAGCAUGUGGGCAGACCUAAAGAAGAAUGGACUGGUAAGAGCCAGUGCCAUCGCUCAGGACGCUGAUCAGAAUUACGACUACGCCUCCAACAGUGUGAUCCUGCAUUUGGACGUGGGCGAUGAGGUGUGCGUGCAGCUGGACGGAGGGAAGGUUCACGGAGGGAACACAAACAAGUACAGCACCUUCUCCGGCUUCCUCAUCUACCCCGACUGAACCCCAACUUACUGACAACGGACACUAACACAAACAUAAGAGAAAUCCACAUUUAUGUAUGCAAAAUAAUGCACACACACUGACA